AUGUCUUACAGAAACAUACCCUCUUCUCAGCCACAUCGCCGGCCUCGCUCGUCCCAAGGCCCACCUUCGUAUACUACUACCACACCCGCGGUUGAGUCACCACUGCAACUCAGCCCGAACCCGGGUUUAUCGCAGAACCACCUCUCCAUCCCCGCUCGGGACCCUUCGGGCUUCGCAGAUCCAAAUACUAGUACUGGUCCCGUCCCCAGCAUAGCGGGCGAUUUUGCGAAUCUAAACACAGUUCCGAGAGGUGGUGUUCGUGGCGCGCGCAGCUUCUCGUCUCCGUCGCCGGCAAUUGGAUUGAGUACAGGGCCGACUGGGUCGCCGUUUUUAUCGCCGGGGGUUUAUCCUGCUGGACAACAGUCUUCGCAGAGUCGUGAGCAAUUGGCUGCGUCGGAUCCUAGGUAUAGCACUGCAAGAUCUGUCGCGGUCGGGUCGGAGUACUUGUCGGGGAAUAUGACGCACGAGGCACAUAACUGGGGCUGGCAAGGACGGCCGUCGCAUCCGCAUCUUCAACAGCCGCCUAUAGGUUUCGAUCAGCCGUAUUCACCGCAGCAGUCGGUGUCGCCGGGGGCUUUCCCUAUCGAUUACGAUGCGCGACAAGGUAUGCCACGGAAUUAUUAUCAAUCAUCGCCAUAUCUUUCGGUUCCUAGUCAUGGGCUUCCUCAAGGGGCUCAUCAUCCGAGGAGUGUUUCAAUGUCGUACGCAUAUCCCAGUAGUUCGGUAACUGGGACGCUUCCAUCCAUGUCAGACCAAUCAUUCCUGCCCUCGUGCGUUGUGCUACUUUGCCUAAGAAGGAUAUCCUGGCUAACUGGCGCAGAUCACCCUCAUACUUCGUUCACCAACCCGAAUACUACCUCCCAGAAACCUCACUUCCGUGAGUCGGAUCCAUGCUUUCACUCAACGACGACCAAAACACUGACAAAUAACUUUCUAGAUCCCACGCCCCCUCGAUACCAACAAGCCCACAGCCCCAACACCCAGGCGCAGGCCCAAGUCCAUACUACACCUCUCCCUCACCUGCUCCAACAGCAUCCGCAUCUGCCUCCGCAUCCGCAUCAGCAUCCUCAUCAACCGACCAAGAUCGCCAGGUACGAGUCAUAA
Aspergillus chevalieri is the source of this 1104-nucleotide messenger RNA. RefSeq lists its product as uncharacterized. NCBI's taxonomy places the organism in Eukaryota, Fungi, Ascomycota, Eurotiomycetes, Eurotiales, Aspergillaceae. The transcript is spliced from 3 exons. The record is from RefSeq and is a predicted model, not a curated record. Bases 1 to 1104 code for a protein of 367 amino acids.